AUGGAAGACGACGAGUUUGAUACAGAGGUUGUGGCCACAAAGAAGGGAAAAAGAAAGGUUGAUGAUGUUGAACAGUCUAAGAGAAGGUCUAAGGGAAAGGAAAAGGAAAAGGAAACGGAAACGGUUGAUGAUGAUGUUCCUACAUUUUUCGACAGUAACUAUGACUUAAGCGACAAGGGGGAGGACGAAAUCAUGGCGGCACAAGUUCAGGGAUGGAAGAAUGUGGUGGCAUCAAUGCGAGUCAUUGAGGAUCGGGAUGAGGAAGCUUCAAGUGACAACCUACCAACCGAUACACCUAGUGAGGGUGAGAGUGAGGAUGAUUUGGGUGGUAAAGGUGACCCAGAUAUGCCCCAAGUUGUGAGCCGAAGAUUCAAGCCUGCUACAGACUUUAAUGAUCCAAGAUGGGAAAUAGGUCUGCGCUUCAACUCAAAGAAUGAUUUCAAAGAAGUUAUCCGGCAUGAAGAAGUGAAGGAGGGUAAAAAGUUGAGGCUGUUGAAGAACGAUAAAAUACGCUGCAUUGCCGUUUGUCCUGGGUUGGAAAGGAUUAAGAAGCGUAAAGCGGGUUGUCCUUGGAAGAUUACCCUAGCCCAUAGACCUACUAUUGGUUGCUGGCAGAUUUCAAGGUUGAAGCUAACACACACGUGUAGAGGUUCUUCUUACAACCACGGCUGCGCUAACGCCCGGUUCUUAUCCAAGUACUUUAAAGAGGAUAUGCGAAUCUUCCCGGGAAUGACAGUUCUUCAAUUUAUUAAAAAAGUCAAAUGCGAGUUGAAGAUUAACAUAUCCUUUGGAAAGGCACAACGUGCAAUGGCACAAGCGAGGAAUGUGAUCGAGGGUGAUGUAAUCAGGCAAUACAAGAGGUUGCAUGAUUACAUGGCGGAGAUUAUUAGGUCUAAUCCAGGGAGCACCGUUAAGCUAGCUACGAGGCGGCUGUCAGAUGGGACUGAGAAGUUCUCUGGCAUUUAUACGUAUUGUGGGUCUGGAUGGAUGCCACCUGAGGGGCAAGGGAAGGGCAUACCGUUGACUGCCAUUGGAUUAGACCCGAACGAUCUGAUAUUUCCCAUUGCAUUUGCCGUUGUAGCCGUCGAGAGUACAGAGACGUGGAUCUGGUUCCUGGAUUUUUUAGUGAGGGAUUUGGAAAUCAAUGACUCAAGCAAGUGGACAUUUAUAUCGGAUAGACAAAAGGGGUUGAUCAAUGCGGUAUGGAGUUGCUGCCAUAUGGCCGAGCACCUCUUCUGUGUUUGGCAUAUGCAUAAUAACUUUCGGAAGGUGUUCAGCUCGACAACGUUGAAGGACAAGAUUUGGGAAGCCGCUCGUGCGACGACUGAAUAUGCCUUCGACAGGGUCAUGGAUGAAAUCAAGCAACUAAACUCUGGAGCACACACGUGGCUGACCACACAUACUUCGAAGGAGCACUGGAGCCGAGCAUUCUUCAGUUUUUAG
Salvia splendens (bonfire salvia) is the source of this 1443-nucleotide messenger RNA. RefSeq lists its product as uncharacterized. The transcript has 4 exons. Lineage: Eukaryota; Viridiplantae; Streptophyta; Magnoliopsida; Lamiales; Lamiaceae. The coding region runs from base 1 to 1443 and encodes 480 amino acids. The record is from RefSeq and is a predicted model, not a curated record.